CUUCAACAGGCCGACAUAUCUCACGUACUGUUGUUAGCAGCCAGCCUGGAAGCCGUGCUUGUUGGUCUCGCACAGAGCCCAGCCUAGCACGGCCCAAGGCUCCGGAUAAAACCCAUGGCUCAACCAUCAGACGGACCGGAGGCGGCGCUGCUUGACCUCCUCCACAUAUCCCGGAACGGAGCCAACCGUGUUGGAAAUCUCGUCCUCAACACGGCAAACUGGGUGCAGGCCGCACUCGGCACGCCGCCGGCACCACCGGCACCAGCGGAGGCCAUCGAGGACGGGUGGGAGGUGGUCGUGGACGACGGCACCUUGAGCGGCAGCGACGACACGAGUGACCUCGAGGACAGGUACGACGACAACGGUGGCCUGUUCGACGGAGAGCCCAUCACCGGAGGAUACACCCUGGCCGAGUGUCUCAGUGACUACGGCAGCAGUGUUGACGAAUCCGCCGUCGACAGCUCCAGCGGCGAUGAGGGUGGAUUCGGCAACCGGUGGGAGCCCCCAGGCAACGAGGGUUUCAGGCGCAUAGUCAUGAGCGACGGGGGCGGGUGCGGCAAGUCGAGCGAAGGAGGCGGCUCGGAUGACGAGGUCCAGUCCAGCCGUAAUAGCCGUUGUAGCGGCCAUCCCAAGCUUGACGAUGACGGCGUCCAACCGCAAACUGACGCCAAUCUUAACUGCGAGGAGGGAGAUGAAAGUGACAGCGACAACGAUGUAUACGUUGACGCUCGGAGUCAUGUCGAGUCUGAGCACCUCUCUCAAGACCAGGCCCCGAUGGCUGAUGCCACCAGCGAGCCACAGAGUUCCAACCCGCUGGAAUCCCACCGGGCGCCUGUCGCUGGCUGCAAGUUCUACGCAAAGCUCGAGGCCAUGCUGAGGGCUCGAGUUGCCGCUCUGUGGGAGAAGGCGCUCGCGGCGCAGAAGGCAGCCAUGGUCGCCGAGUCGGGGGUGGAAGCCAAGCCAGGAAGCGCACCAACUGUCACUGCCCAGUCUCGUCAAAGGACAGGUGUGUUCAACCGCGGGCAAGACCUCUCUGCGUCCUCGCCGGCGGCCGGAGGAACCUUGCCAUUGAGAACCGGGGUGUGGAGUAGCAGGGCCAAGUCACUAGGUCCUAUAGCGCGUGGCGCGUGUUGGUCGAGGCGACCCGGCAACAGGCCACGAAGAAGCAGAUUAGCGGACCAGAGUGAGCCACCAGAGCGGGCAAGCUUCUGCGCGGAUCAUGGUUUGGGGGGUACCGCGGGCCGGCGGUCACAGUGGCAUCAAAUUGAAGAGGCCACUGUCAAGAAUCCCGGCCGCGAGUUCGGCGUUGGGGACAUGAAUGAGAGAAGCCGAAGGACAAACGGUCCAUGGUGGCGGCCACCGGAACCUUACAUUGCUCCAGAAACAACAAUCGGAAAGUCAACCGGUUCUCGACAAAGUCGUUUUCCCGUCACGAACGGCAGGAAAAGUGCAUCGCCGAUGCCACAAGAUCGGAGUCAGCCGUAACUUGGAACGGGCGACCAGAU
Thermothelomyces thermophilus ATCC 42464 is the source of this 1505-nucleotide messenger RNA. RefSeq lists its product as uncharacterized. Bases 115 to 1485 code for a protein of 456 amino acids. The record is from RefSeq and is a predicted model, not a curated record. Lineage: Eukaryota; Fungi; Ascomycota; Sordariomycetes; Sordariales; Chaetomiaceae. The transcript has a single exon.